Molecule: messenger RNA, 2787 nt
Organism: Zingiber officinale
Lineage: Eukaryota; Viridiplantae; Streptophyta; Magnoliopsida; Zingiberales; Zingiberaceae
Exons: 7
Coding region: 66-2474 (802 amino acids)
Source: RefSeq, a predicted model, not a curated record
CUUCGGUCUGAUCGUGGUUUGGAGUGUUCCGUUUCUUGUUUUGUGAGAAAAGUUGAGAGCUUGGCAUGGCCUCGUCGGUUGCCCGAUUGCCGUCUGCUACGGCGGAUGACUGGCGCGACCGUGGUCGCCUGGCCGCUGCUGUCCUCGGCGCCUCACACGGUCGGUCAUCGUAUAACCCUGCUGCCCUCCAGAAAGUUCUCGUUCGCCAGCAGAAGACGAAGGUAGGCGGUGAUGCGCCGCCUUCUGCGGCUGAUUUGGAUCCGAUGGGCAAGGCGGAGGGGGGCGGGGAGUCCCGGGCAUCAGCGCGGCGGAGGGAGUCGCAGAUCCUCAAUAAGUGGGCGGCGCGGCAGGCGCGGGAGAUGGUGACGACCAUCGAGCGUGAGGCUCACAAAGAGGAUAUCUCCACGAUUACCACCGCGGUGCGGCCCGUUUCCGCCCGCGCCGCCUCUUUCCUCCGCGAGGCGUCUCCGUCUGGAUUCUCUGAAUCGUCUUCCGCCGCCGCCGGCGGCGGAAAUUUGCAGUCCAAUGUUCGGGCUUCGUCGUUGAUCCAGAUGUGGAGGGAGCUUGAGGCGGAAGCGGAGGCGGAGUCGGGGGGCACGCCCAAGCACCGCGAGGCGUUCGGCGGAGCUGGUGGUAAUACCGAGGACGCCUGCAGCGGCGGCAACAACUCCGAUGGGUCUGAUGAGUUGAAUACGCUCGGCGGCUGGAGCUCCGACACGAUGUCUAUGGCGUCCACCGAGCCGGCGAACUCCGCGUCUGCUUCGCCAUUCCAUGAGAGCGAGCGGAGCCGCGUGGGGAGCAUCGUCAGGAUGCUAACGUCGAGCUACGGUACCGGCGGCAGCUUCGUGGCGCCUCUGAACAAUGAGAACAACCGGUCAGGAAGAGAAAGCCCGGCGGCCGACAAGGCAGAGAGGCCGCUCGGCAGGGUCUCAGGGCCGUCGGUGUUGACGAAUUCACGGCGGCUGAGAGGGCGGGGAGAGAUGGAGAGCUUUGUGGCGAAGAUGGAGCAGGAGCGGCGGCGGGAGCUCGUUGCGUUGGCCGACCACCACCAUGUCUCGGGCUUCUCCUAUCGCGGCCGGCUUCAGUCGAUGCUAAAACUCCGGUCUUUCCCACGGCACAUGGCAAUACAAGAUCAAAUGCGGGUUCAGUCGAGAAGAUUGGAAUUGGAUAAAAUGCAAAAUGGAUCCACAAUCUCAGUUAUCAGGGAGCGAUUCAACAACCAUAGAAGACAGCGUUCCGGUAGCAAAAGAUCAUUUAUGGAGAGCUCAAGCAGUGUACACAUUCAAUUUCCAGCCAUGACUGAAGCCACAGAGUACCCAAUAAGUGUGGACGUCCAGUUCCCCAUAAGUGCCAAAGGUUCAGAUACAACAAUACAUGUUCAGUUCCCCAUGGAUGCAGAAGGUUCAGUUCAUGCAUCUUCUACCAACCAGUUUAUCCUCAAAGAUGAACAUCAGUUUGAAGAAGUAGAUUCCCCGAGAGACUCAAUGAGCAUUCCGAUGGAAGCCAGCACACCUAUUCCUAACAACAAUGAGCUGCAGGAUGAAAGACACAAUAUCGAUGGCUCUUGGGAUGAAAGAAAUUUAUGGGUGGAUAACCUUGAUUGGCAAAGGCCUCCCAACUCACUGCCAUCCAAUGGCUGGGAAAAUGAGGCUGCUGCUGAAAGUGAGGCAGCUGUCGAGGACAUGGAAACAUCCCCACGGCAAAAUCUUGGGAAUUGGAUAAGUGAUCAAUGUUCAGAUUCAUGGAGAGGAUGGAGCAUAACAAGAAAACCUCAAUGUAAUGACUUGUUCGAACACUUCUCUGAUAAUGUUGAAAUAAGGGAUCUUCUUGAGAGAAAAAGAGUCUCUACUUCGCUUGGUAGUGACUUUUGCCACAAGAUGAACCAGUUAAUCCUGUCAUUUGUACAGCGAAGAGAUCAAUAUUUCUUCUACGAAAAUUGUUCGGAAACUAAUAUGGAUCAUCCAUUCUGGCAACAAAGUGUUGUUUACCAAAGUGCCAAGCCAGUUGAAUCCAUCUCAUCGUCGAUAGUACCUCUACAUUAUUACAACUUGCAAAACUCAGAAAAUUGGCCCAACACUUCAUUCACACGCCAAUCAUCUCAAAAUGUGGACAAGGAAGCCUUGAAUGACUUUAGAAAUGAGAUGGCUCAAAUCCACGAAGAGAUCGGCGAACUGAAACUAAUGGUUGAGAACUGCAUGGAGUGGCAGGACAAGCUUCGGCAAUCGAUCAAACAGGACAUUUUGGAUGCAAUCAAUCAGUCAGUGAAUACCUCCCGUAAUUUCAAAGAUUCCAAAUCUGGAAGAAGAGAAACAUGCAGAGUAUGUUGCCAAAUGCAAGUUGACUGUCUGCUUUACAGGUGUGGCCAUAUGUGUACUUGUUUCAAUUGUGCCCAUCAGCUGCAAUGGAGCAGUGCCAAAUGCCCAAUCUGUCAAUCCUCAAUCAUCGACGUCGUCCGGAUGAUUCCCAAUUCAUAAACAACAAAGACGACUGCAACAACAUUGACUUGAAAUCGAUAUCUAACUAAAACCACUGAGAUUUUGGUUGUGUUCUUCUGUCUUCACUGCUGAUAGGUUAACCAAGUGCAAAAGAAUCACAAGAAAGAUUGAUUGUUGCGGCCAUUCGAGAUCAAUAAUGUAAAUGCCAUCCUUCCAUUUAACUUCAUAUACUGGAGACUGUAUCUACAUAUUAUAUUGGAUAUGUUCUGGAACAAAAAAACAGUUCCAAUAGUGGAUAAAAUGUAAGGUUUAUUGUUGAAUACUAUCAAAUAUGUAAUCUGGGAAAAAUUGU